AUGAGCAAUACUUCUAAAUUAAAGCCUAAUAAUCACUUGUUAGCUUAUGAAGCUGCAGAGGCAAAAUGCAAAGAAAAAUAUCCCAAAAUUGAAGUAUUAAUACCUCAAUAUCUAGGAAUGUAUGGAUAUUUCCAAUACAAAUGUUGAUAUGAAACUAUGCAAAUAAAUGCUAGAAAGAUUUUCAGAAUGCUUCAAUGUUCAUAAACCAGUUGCAUAUAUGUAAUUAGGAAAACAUAGAGAAUGA
Messenger RNA from Paramecium octaurelia, 244 nucleotides. The record is from the annotation of a GenBank genome assembly. Lineage: Eukaryota; Ciliophora; Oligohymenophorea; Peniculida; Parameciidae.